UAUUUAUUAUUUAAAAGAAUUUUAGCAAUUUAUUAAUUAAAAAAACAAUGAAUUGAUUGCUAGAGUCUGUGCUGGAACCAUCAUUGCUUUUUUGUAUUUUUUUGCAACAAAACCAAUGCACAUUUCUUUUUUCCGGGUUUUCUAGUUGACUAGAUUGGCAGUUUUGCGAUUUGAAAACAUGUCAGGGGUUAGCUAACCUCAAAAAUGUGCAAUUUUAUUUAUUUUUAUUAUUCCUUUAUCGUAUUUUUUUACCUCAUAAGAGCAUCUCUAACCAGUGAACCCGUUGUUAGUGCCAAACUUUCGAAAGUAUGGGGGCCUGGGCUCAAACCUCACAUUUUCACAAUGCCAGCCAGAUAUUUCUUUAUUCAAGCAAAAAAUUCCAAAAAUGAGAGCAUUUCCUCGGACUUGGGGGUGAUUUUCGACAUACACCUAGACGGUGUGACCAAAACACAAAAGCCUUGUCGCAUUUGGGCCAACAAUCUCAAUAGAAAAGACGGUUCUUACAUUAUUAGAUAUAAAUUGUAUGAGCCGUGCUUUAAUUUAAAAAUUAAUAUACUUUAUAAUUUGGAACAUGUGGACAAGUCCCCUUAUGAAAUUCCAGAACCGAUUUAUCCAGACGAUUGUGAUUGUUCUGUUGGUAACAUUGCCCAAUUUCUGGAAAAAUGGGAAUGUGGUACCACCCCGCAGCAAAUUCUCACCGACCUGAAGCCCUUCCAAUCAAUUAAUUGGAAUAAAAUUAGAGAUAGAGUAAUUAAAAAGUUUGAUCAACCCCAUUCAGUCAGCUUGUGCCAUUACGUCAUAAAAAAUAAUAAUGUUUACCGCACUUGUUACGGUAAAUACGUGGGUUUUAAGAUGUUCAUGGACGCGAUUUUAUUGUCCUUAAGCAGGAAAGUCAACCUACCCGACUUGGAAUUUUUCGUUAACUUGGGAGACUGGCCCCUGGUUACUGAAAAAGUCGAAAAAUUUCCCAUUUUCUCUUGGUGUGGGAGUACCACAAGUCUGGACAUUGUUAUGCCCACGUACGAUAUUACUGAAUCAACACUGGAAAAUAUGGGCAGAGUAAUGCUAGACAUGCUUUCCGUCCAAGGAAAUGUGAAAGAAUCAUGGGAAAAUCGAACAGGGAAGGCUUUUUGGAGAGGGAGGGAUUCAAAUCAACACAGACUAGAUUUGAUCGAUAUUGGGAGAAAAUAUCCCGAUUUGUUCAAUGUUUCACUGACAAAUUUCUUCUUCUUUAGAGACAAACAAGACGUUUAUGGCCCCAAAUCCGAGCAUGUCUCGUUUUUCAGCUUCUUUGAUUAUAAAUAUCAACUGGCUUUGGACGGUACAGUCGCCGCUUACCGUUUCCCAUAUCUCUUAGGUGGGGGCUCCCUAGUCAUAAAACAAGAAUCUCAAUAUUACGAACACUUUUACAAUGACUUAAUCCCAAAUACUCAUUACAUUUUAAUGAAAAGAGACUUAUCAGACUUGGUUGAGAAGCUUCAAUGGUCCAUUAAGAACGACAAAGAAGCCCAGACCGUGGCCUCUAAUGGGCAAAAGUUCGCCAAUGAAAAUCUAUUACCACAACAUAUUUUUUGCUACCAUGCCCAUUUAUUACAUCAAUUUAGUCAAAAAAUUGACAGUCAAGUCAUGAUAUUAGACGAUAUGGAAAAAGUCGAACAAGUGAAACAACAAAAUUACUGUGACUGUAGAACAAUUGUAAAAGAUGAAUUAUUUGCACAACCGCCCCCCAACAUGGCGAUGCCACCCCCGGGCAUGGGGCAGCAAAACAUGAACAUGCCGCCACCUAACAUGGGCGGACCUGGAGGGUAUCAACACAACAAGCCCCCAUUUAGGCCCUUCAUGAACAUGCAAAGGCCCCUGCCUGGCCCUUUGGGCAACAUGACCCUCGAAGACUUUGAUGGAAAGCGACUAAGGAAGUCGGUAAUGAGGAAAACUGUAGACUAUAACUCUUCAAUUAUUAAAGAAUUACAAUCACGAGUAUGGCAGAGGGACUAUCGGGAUAGAAGAGCCCUGCAGCCUGACGUGAUGUAUUACCCUGAUAUGAUGCCCCCUCCGAGUUACCAAGAUAACCCCAUUAACUGUGUCACCACUAGGUUCGUUAAAACAGCAACAAAUAAGAUGAGGUGCCCCAUUUUUUGCAUGGCGUGGACCCCUGAAGGGAGGAGACUCGUCACCGGCGCCAGCUCGGGGGAGUUCACGCUCUGGAAUGGUCUCACCUUCAAUUUCGAAACGAUUUUACAAGCUCAUGACAGCCCCGUGCGAACGAUGGUCUGGAGCCACAACGAUAGUUGGAUGGUGACAGGCGACCACGCGGGUUACGUGAAAUAUUGGCAGUCAAAUAUGAACAAUGUGAAGAUGUUCCAGGCCCAUAAAGAAGCUCUUAGAGGCAUAAGCUUCAGCCCCUCGGAUACGAAGUUUGUAACUUGCUCAGACGACGGUACUCUGCGAAUUUGGGACUUUUUCCGGUACCAAGAGGAGCGCAUCCUGCGAGGUCACGGGGCUGACGUCAAGUGUGUGCACUGGCACCCCCAAAAGGGGCUUAUCGUGUCCGGUAGUAAAGACAAUCAGCAGCCGAUCAAGUUGUGGGACCCCAAAAGCGGCCAGUCUUUAGCCACCUUGCAUGCGCACAAGUCGACCGUCAUGGACUUGAAGUGGAAUGAGAACGGCAAUUGGCUAAUAACGGCGUCACGUGACCAUCUUUUAAAACUCUUCGAUUUGAGGAAUCUCAACCAAGAGGUGCAGACCUUCCGCGGGCACAAGAAGGAGGCUUCCAGCGUCGCCUGGCACCCCAUCCAUGAGGGGCUGUUCUCGAGCGGGGGGUCCGAUGGGUCCAUCAUGUUCUGGCACGUUGGAGCCGACAAGGAAGUGGGGGCUAUCGAACAAGCCCAUGAUAGUAUAGUCUGGACCCUGGCGUGGCACCCCCUGGGACAUAUCCUCUGUUCAGGAUCCAACGACCACACCAGCAAAUUCUGGACCAGGAACCGGCCAGGGGACCAAAUGAGGGAUAAAUACAACUUGAAUACUCUCCCCGCCGGUAUUGCAGGGCUUGAGGACUUGGAUAUGGGCGAAGAACCGUCAAUUAUUCCCGGAAUGGGCCCCGAUGAUAAGGUCGAGUUGACGUCGAUUUCUUCCGAUGGUAACACUGCUAUUCCUGGUCUCGAUCUGGACUUGUUGACUGUUAAUGAAGAAAAAACCAAAAUUAAAAAAGUGCCGUUUAGUAAACCAAUUCCUAGGAAUUUCCAAGCGCAAUGGAACGAAACUUACGAGGACGCAGCCGGGACGAUAAACGAAGUGAUUAGUCAAAUCGUCGAAAAUACGCCAGGAGUUGUCCCCUUGCAGAAAAUUGCCCCAAGUGCAAUUAUUAUCUACGGAAAACUUAUUCCAGUUGAACCGGGUUCGAAGCUGGAGCAGGCGAUAUCCGAGGGCCCCGAGGCUCUCCAGAAGUACAUCGACUCGGGUGAGAUCGAGGAGCUGCACGACGUGAUGCCAAUCGGCGACGACGAAGAUUACCUCAACGACUACGACAGCAACAACGACUCCCCCGGCGGUACAAACAUUCCCAGUCUCAUGCAAACCCCCCAAAUCGCGCCCCCAUCACUCGCCCAAGAUUCAGACAUGCGCAACGUGGACCAAGACAUGAGGGGGGCAUUUUCGUACGGCCGAGACAGCGACAUGCGAGAUCCCGACUAUCGAAAUGUCGUCAACCGCGAAUUGAACUUCCAGCCGCCCCCACGUGACUAUGACAUGGCCGACGAGGAUUUCCGCCAACCGUAUCGCAACGACCAGGACUUCCGCCACUACGAGGACGAGGAGGGCUAUGACGAGUACUAUGACGAGUCGAGGAACUGGCAACGCAGCAACGGGAAUUGGGGGAGGAACCAGAAUUUCGGUGGCAAUUUCAGGGGCUGGAGCGGCCAUGGCGAGUUCAGGGGCCGGGGGGGCAAACGCGGGGCUCGAGGACAGCGUAAUCCGAGGAGCAGGGCUCGGGGCGGCCGAGGGGGGGCUCCCAGGGGACAGUCGUCCUCCAGAGGGAGGAAUAAAUAUUACGUUGAUUGUGUUUUGCACAGUUUUUCACCUAUUUAUAAACCCCGCAAAAUGCCGCUUUUCAAUAAAGAAAACAUGAUAACCUUAAUCGGUGAAAACAACCGGAAAAACGUCCUCACGGACAACAGAAGCAACAUUUUCGAUAAAAGCAAAGGCGAUUCAGGCCCCUCGAAGAUCCAGGAUGGGUGCAACAUGGAGUUUGACCCCGAAUUGGAGCCUCUACUGCAGGAAAACCCCCGCCGGUUCGUCGUCUUCCCCAUCCAAUACCCCGACAUUUGGGCUAAAUACAAGCAAGCCGAGGCUUCCUUCUGGACAACCGAAGAAGUUGACUUGUCUCGCGACCUCGACGACUGGAAAUACCGUCUCAAUGACGACGAACGCUACUUCAUCUCUCACGUUCUUGCCUUCUUCGCCGCUUCGGACGGCAUCGUCAACGAGAACCUCGUCGAGAGGUUCAGCCAGGAGGUGCAGGUGACCGAAGCGCGCUGCUUCUACGGCUUCCAAAUCGCCAUCGAGAACAUCCACUCAGAGAUGUACAGCAUGCUGAUCGAGACGUACAUCUCCGAGUCCCAGGAGCGCGAGUUCCUCUUCAACGCCAUCGAGACGCUGCCCUGCGUCAAGAAGAAGGCCGAUUGGGCGCUGCUGUGGAUAAACAGCAAGAACGCCACGUUCGGGGAACGCAUCGUGGCCUUCGCCGCCGUCGAGGGGAUCUUCUUCUCGGGCAGCUUCGCGGCCAUCUUCUGGCUCAAGAAGCGGUGUCUCAUGCCAGGCUUGACCUUCUCCAACGAGCUCAUUUCGAGGGACGAGGGGCUGCAUUGCGAUUUUGCCUGUCUGAUGUUCUCGCAUCUGGUGCAGAAGCCCCCCAAGGAGCGCAUUGUGAGUAUCAUCCGAGACGCGGUGAAAAUCGAAAAGGAGUUCCUGACGGAGGCGCUACCAGUCAGCAUGAUUGGCAUGAAUUGCGAUCUUAUGUGUCAAUACAUCGAGUUUGUGGCCGACAGACUACUGGGGGAGCUCGGCUGUGAGAAAGUCUACAAUUCAAACAACCCGUUUGAUUUCAUGACGAUCAUUUCCAAUGAGGGCAAAACGAAUUUCUUUGAGAAGAAAGUGGGGGAGUACCAGAAAAGUGGAGUAUCGAGUGAGCAAACCGAAGAGUACGUUCUAAACGCAGAUUUUUAAUAAGAACAACACAAUUUGUGUAUUAAUUUAAAUUAUUUUUAUUGUAUAUCUCUAGUAUAAAUAUAAUUCAAAGUUUAUUAAAA
This is a messenger RNA of Tribolium madens (black flour beetle), 5303 nucleotides long. RefSeq lists its product as uncharacterized. Gene Ontology annotation, biological process: deoxyribonucleotide biosynthetic process. Bases 205 to 5220 code for a protein of 1671 amino acids. The record is from RefSeq and is a predicted model, not a curated record. Gene Ontology annotation, molecular function: oxidoreductase activity; protein binding. The transcript is spliced from 16 exons. Gene Ontology annotation, cellular component: mRNA cleavage and polyadenylation specificity factor complex. NCBI's taxonomy places the organism in Eukaryota, Metazoa, Arthropoda, Insecta, Coleoptera, Tenebrionidae.